AUGAUGCUGCCGGACGGCCACGGACUCCACCUUGGUGAUGGCAGGAAAGGUUUCCUCAACCUAAGCACUGGAGUAUUCGUCCAUCCUCGAAUCGCUCUUCUCGAGGACCACUGCGUCCUCUGCUCAGUCGACGGCCUCCUCCUCAUGCAGAGGCAACAUGGCGAGCAAGACGACCCUAUAUGCCUCCUCCACCCCUUCACGGGAGACGUGGAGAAGUUCCCGCCAAUCACGUCUCGCACGGUGCUGGGCACAGGAUCAACCCACUUCAAUUCUCACAACGGAUGUACUUACUUAUUGCCGGGCAGGGUAACUGCCUCCUUGAACAUUAAUACCGAAGGAGUCGCUAUGAUCACCGUCGUGCUUGAAGAUAUGCCACGCCUACUCUUUGCUACCACCAAGGACAAGCAAUGGAGAAUGUCAAGCUGGAGCUUCUCCCCAAAUGAGAGCACCAUAUCAUCACGAGGAAAACUUUACAUGUUGCAACCAAAGCCCGCUUCCAGCGUUGAACUACAGAUUUUACAGAUCGACCCACCUUGGCCCGAGAAGAACUCAGGAUCCAGUCCGUCUUUGUUUCCGGCACCAAAGGUGAUUGCCAUAUGUCUGACGGGCAUGAUCAACGGCCUUCCCGAAUUAGUAGAAUGUGACUCAGAGAUCCUACUCGUCGGUUCUUGUGAUUACGUGUUCUUCAAGCACAUGGUAGUCUACAGAAUAGCGGAUCUUAUCCAAGGAAGAGUUGUUCAUCUAACAAGCAUGGGGGGCAAUGCUCUCCUGGUUGGUCUUAGAAGCAGCGGCAGUGGUAUCGGAAGGAAUUUAUGUGUCAGCUUAAAGGCAAUGCCAACCAUUGCAGGUGACACCAUUGUACGUCAGGAUCCCACAUAUGCAAAAUAUCUUGAGCAAUAUCACAUUGGUACCGGCACUUGGUCCCCAAGAGGUAUGAUAUGCGCCAUAUAUGGUGGUUAUGGAUGGUGUACUUGUAGCCUCAUCCACCACAUUUACGGAGCCUGUCAUUGUUUUGAUGAGCUAGGUUUUCCACUCAUAGGUUUCCCAUUCCUAAUUUACUUACCGUACUGA
Triticum turgidum subsp. durum (durum wheat) is the source of this 1071-nucleotide messenger RNA. Lineage: Eukaryota; Viridiplantae; Streptophyta; Magnoliopsida; Poales; Poaceae. The record is from the annotation of a GenBank genome assembly.